Messenger RNA from Sclerotinia sclerotiorum 1980 UF-70, 1011 nucleotides. RefSeq lists its product as hypothetical. The record is from RefSeq and is a predicted model, not a curated record. The transcript has 4 exons. Lineage: Eukaryota; Fungi; Ascomycota; Leotiomycetes; Helotiales; Sclerotiniaceae. Bases 1 to 1011 code for a protein of 336 amino acids. Gene Ontology annotation, molecular function: oxidoreductase activity.
AUGUCCCGAGAAAUCAUGCGUGCAAUUGAUAUUGAGAAUGGGAGCGGACCAAUUUCGAGUCUUUUUCUAAACGACAAUGUUCCUAAACCCAUACCUUCUACAUCUCAGGCUCUGGUUAAGAUUCAUUCUUUUGGUCUUAAUCGGAUGGACUUGAUGCAACGUGAGGGGAAAUAUAAUGUGCCCCCGCAAGCGGGAAAGAUUCUAGGUGUGGAAUUUUCGGGAGUGAUCGAGGAACUUGGGGAUGGAGAUGUAGGGGAUUUUAAGAUUGGGGAUGAAGUUUUUGGACUCGCGUAUGGAGGAGCAUAUGCGGAAUAUCUGGCAUCAUCGACGAAGAUGCUCAUUCAUAAACCAGCUGAGAUGCCUUGGUCUGUAGCUGCUGGAAUCCCUGAGACAUGGAUAACGGCAACUCAAGCUUUGCACCUCGUAGGAUGUUUCAAACCAGGAGAUAAUGUCCUCUGGCACGCUGGAGCAUCCGCUGUAUCCAUUGCUGGAAUUCAAUUAUCUAAAGCUGCUGGCGCCAACAAGAUAUUCGUGACAGCCGGUUCUGAUGAGAAGAUAGCGUUCUGUAAGAGCUUGGGGGCUACACAUGGCUUUAAUUACCAUACGGAGAAUUGGGUCCAAGAAGUGCUAGAUGCGACUGAUGGACAUGGAGCCGAUGUAAUUGUUGAUUUUAUUGGCAAGAACUACGCUCAGGGAAAUCUUGAAGUAGCAGCUAUGGAUGGAAGGAUUGUCCAACUGGCUAGUCUUAGCGGGUACAAACUUGAUGGCUUGGAUAUUGGCCCGCUUGAAAAUAAGCGUUUGCGAUGGGAGGGCAGUAGAUUGAGAAGUAGACCUUUGGAAUACCAAGGCAAACUGAGAGAUGUGCUGGCUGAAAGUGCGCUGCAAAAAUUCGCUGAUGGAACUUUUCAGGUUCCUAUCGAGAGGGUUUUCUCUUGGAAGGAUAUUAGGCAGGCACACACAUUGAUGGAAAGCAACCAAUCGAAGGGGAAGAUUAUCUGCAUGGUCAAUUGA